AUUUUCGAUCAUGUCCAACGAGCGGCAAAAGGGCGUCGUGGUGAGUAAGGCAAUCGCUUAUGGCUCCGUGGCGACGUAUCUGGGGCGCAAGUCGGAGGAAACAAAGACACAUCGAUGGCACAUCUACGUGCGGGGCAUCGAGAACGAAGAUCUGUCCUACAUGAUCAGCAAGGUGGUGAUUAGCCUGCACAGCAGCUUUGCAAAUCCCGUGCGAGUGCUGACGGAGCCACCGUACGAAGUGUCCGAGUAUGGAUGGGGCGAGUUUGAGACGCGGAUUCAAAUCCAUUUCCAAGACCCAGACGAGAAGCCCGUGGACAAAAUACACAUGCUGGUCUUGUAUCCACCUGGAAACCAAAUUGCGUCCACGAAGAAGCCAGUCGUGUCGGAGUUUUACGACGAGCUCGUGUUCAACGAGCCCACGGAAUUCAUGUACAAGAAGCUCAUGACAGGCCCUGAAAAGCAAGCCCCGCCGAACCCUUUGCAAGAACACUGGCCAGUCUACUCGGAAGCGCAUGACCUCAAGCUCCUCGCCGACGCCGACGCCUUCCUCACACGAGAACUGGCCACGGUCAAAGCUCUAUUUGUCGAAGCCGACGUUGAAGCGAAGGAACUCAAAGAGAAACUGCAGCAGGUGCAGUCGCAGCUCGUCCUGAAAAAGGCUAGCAGUAGCGUCAAGCCAGCAGGCCCUGGGUAUCCUUAAUCCAACGACAAAUAUAUUAAUAUAUAUAUAUCAGCAGGGCUAUACACGGAAGUUGCCAUGGCGACGACGUGAGCAUCCUGACGUGAACUUUGC
Molecule: messenger RNA, 793 nt
Organism: Aphanomyces astaci
Lineage: Eukaryota; Oomycota; Saprolegniomycetes; Saprolegniales; Verrucalvaceae
Exons: 4
Coding region: 11-700 (229 amino acids)
Biological process (GO): regulation of DNA-templated transcription
Source: RefSeq, a predicted model, not a curated record